Cooperia oncophora is the source of this 642-nucleotide messenger RNA. The record is from the annotation of a GenBank genome assembly. NCBI's taxonomy places the organism in Eukaryota, Metazoa, Nematoda, Chromadorea, Rhabditida, Trichostrongylidae.
AUGAAUCAGAUGGCUUCUUCGUCCUGGACACUGGAAAUGCAGACGAGAUGCCACCUGAGCCUACGCCAAGCGGGAAAGACGUUGCAGAGAAAAAAUCAAAACAACCCUCCCACGACGUCAAAUCCCAUGAUAAACUCAUGGAUGAAGGAAAUACAGAAGCUUCUCGACAAAGCAAUUUGUGGCCCGUCUUUUGAAAAGAAUUACGGCGAAACAGCAAAAACUAUGGGAAGGAGAGCCAUGAAGAGGUUAAGGAAGUUGGAGCGAGAGAAAACGAAGGGUCGCGACUGGUUCGAUCUUCCUGCCACUGAACUCACGGAGGAAGCAAAAGCUGAUCUGGAAUUACUUCAAAUGCGUGCUGCUAUCGAUCCUUUGGCAUUUUACCUGAGAAAUGACCGCAACGUUUUGCCCAAGUACUUCCAGGUUGGACGUGUUGUUGAUGCUCCCCAAGAUUUCUAUAGCAGUCGUAUGACCAAGAAAGAAAGAAAGCGGACGAUGUUGGACGAAUUGCUUAAUGAUCAGCGGCUUACGCAGUCAAAAAGAGAAAAGAUGUUCAUGGUUGUUAUCGCUUUGCUGCCUAAGUACAAAAGAAGUUUUAACUCUUCAUCAACGCCUCGAGCAAUGAAUGUGACUAUUCACUCGUAA